Messenger RNA from Camelina sativa (false flax), 1786 nucleotides. Its product is annotated as phenylacetaldehyde synthase-like. Gene Ontology annotation, molecular function: pyridoxal phosphate binding; carboxy-lyase activity. Gene Ontology annotation, cellular component: cytoplasm. Gene Ontology annotation, biological process: carboxylic acid metabolic process; amino acid metabolic process. NCBI's taxonomy places the organism in Eukaryota, Viridiplantae, Streptophyta, Magnoliopsida, Brassicales, Brassicaceae. The record is from RefSeq and is a predicted model, not a curated record.
CUGGAACCUCGCAACAAUUCAGAAGGCUCCUGAGGCACAACCACUAACUACCACCAAUCCAAAACGAGGCAAGACAAAACAAAAUGGAAAAUGGAAGCAAGAACGUGUUGAAGCCGAUGGAUUCAGAGCAACUUAGAGAAUACGGACAUCGAAUGGUCGAUUUCAUUGCCGAUUAUUACAAAACCAUCGAUAAGUUCCCUGUUCUUAGCCAAGUUCAGCCAGGUUAUCUUCAUAAGCUCUUGCCUGAUUUCGCACCAUACCACCCUGAAACGAUGGACCAAGUUCUUGAUGAUUUUCGGACGAAGAUAUUGCCUGGAGUAACGCAUUGGCAAAGCCCGAGUUUCUUUGCUUAUUACCCUGCCAACAGCAGUGUUGCCGGGUUCUUGGGUGAAAUGUUGAGUGUUGGUCUUGGAAUUAUUGGUUUUAGUUGGAUAACUUCUCCAGCUGCAACUGAGCUUGAAAUGAUUGUUCUUGAUUGGCUUGCCAAACUGCUCAACCUACCCGAGCAGUUUCUCUCCAAAGGAAAUGGAGGUGGAGUAAUACAAGGGUCAGCUAGUGAAUCUAUUCUUGUUGUUCUGAUUGCUGCACGCAAUAAGGUUUUAAGAAGCGUUGGUCAAAACGCGCUUGAGAAGCUUGUAGUCUACUCCUCUGACCAGACUCAUUCAGCUUUACAAAAGACCUGCCAGAUUGCUGGAAUCUAUCCAGCUAAUUUCAGGGUGCUAGAAACGGACGCCUCUACAAAUUACGCUAUGCGUCCAGAAUUGCUUCAAGAAGCUGUUUCUCAAGAUCUUGAAGCUGGAUUGAUUCCAUUCUUCUUAUGUGCUACUGUUGGAACCACUUCUUCAACCGCCGUUGAUCCAUUAGCUGAGUUGGGAACGAUCGCUAACAAAAAUGGCAUAUGGUUUCACGUAGAUGCAGCUUAUGCUGGAAGUGCUUGUAUAUGUCCAGAGUACCGACAAUACAUUGACGGUGUGGAAACUACAGACUCUUUUAAUACGAGUCCUCACAAAUGGUUACUUACUAAUUUUGAAUGUUCACUACUUUGGGUAAAGGAUCAAGAUUCUCUCACUGAAGCUCUUUCAACAAAUCCAGAGUAUCUCAAAAACAAGGCCUCGCAGGCAAACUUGGUUAUUGAUUACAAAGAUUGGCAAGUCCCUCUCGGACGAAGUUUUAGAUCAUUGAAACUCUGGAUGGUUUUACGGCUCUAUGGAUCUGAGGCCUUAAAGAGAUAUAUAAGAAACCAUAUCAAACUGGCUAGAUAUUUUGAACAACUUGUCUCUCAAGAUCCAAACUUUGAGAUUGUAACUCCUCGGAUCUUUUCUCUUGUCUGUUUCCGCCUCGUGCCUAAGGAAAACGAUGAAAAGAAGUGUAAUAACCAAAACCGCAAACUCCUAGACGCAGUGAACUCUUCAGGGAAACUCUUCAUUUCUCACACUGUUUUGUCGGGAAAAGUAGUACUUCGUUGCGCCAUAGGAGCACCAUUGACGGAGGAGAAGCAUGUGACGGAGGCGUGGAAGGUUAUUCAAGAUGAAGCAUCUUUCUUGCUUCACAAGUAAAUAGUAUAAGAUUUUUUUAAAAAUGCUCUAGUAGUUUGCAAACAAACUAGAGCAUUUGGGUUUGGUUUGGUUUAAUUUGAUUUGAUUAUAAUUAUUUAAUAAUAAUAAUAAUAAAAUCAAAUAAAAACUUGCUAAAGUCAGAGAAUAAUCACCAAUGGUUUUGAUUUCUGUACACUUAAGCAAGGUAGUCAUGCAUGUGUGAUUGUGUGUAUUGUAUCCUCUUUAUUUUC